Anthonomus grandis grandis is the source of this 1938-nucleotide messenger RNA. It is a transcript of the gene car, whose product is annotated as vacuolar protein sorting-associated protein 33A. NCBI's taxonomy places the organism in Eukaryota, Metazoa, Arthropoda, Insecta, Coleoptera, Curculionidae. The record is from RefSeq and is a predicted model, not a curated record. Gene Ontology annotation, cellular component: lysosome; CORVET complex. Gene Ontology annotation, biological process: vesicle-mediated transport; intracellular protein transport. The transcript is spliced from 11 exons. The coding region runs from base 83 to 1870 and encodes 595 amino acids.
AUCAGCUGUUAGUGUUUUUUUUUGUACGAUAGUUUGUAAACAAUAAGGCGUAUUAUAAUUAAAAAUUAUAAAUAAUUUGGAAAUGUCUUCGCAUUUGCAGAGCAGCAGGGUGGACUUGUCCCUGAUACAAACUACCGCAAGGAAUAAUUUAAUUGAACUGCUGGAAAAAUGCCGCGGAACGAAGGCGAUUGUGUGGGACAACUCUUUGGCUGGUCCUGUCGGUCUUGUGGCCGAAUAUAUAAUGUUACGAGAACAUAUGGUAAAGAAAAUGUACCCUUUAAGGCCCAUACCAUUGCCCGACACUGAUGUCGACCAUGUCAUAUUCAUUUCGAGACCUAAAUUGCAUUUAAUGGAGUACAUCGCGAAAAAUGUAAAAGAUGAUGCUAAGAGUAAAUACAGUUCCAAGAAGCAGUACCAUCUAUUUUUUGUACCAAAAAAAAGUCUACUGUGCGAAGAGACUUUAAAACGUCAGGGGGUGUACGGAAAUAUGAUUUUUAUAGAGGAGUUCAAUUGCCAACUGUUCCCCUUCGAUGCCGAUGUCAUUUCAAUGGAAAUUUCUGAAGUUUUUAGGGAAUGUACCAUAGAAAAUGAUCCUAGUUAUAUCUAUCAAACUGCACAGGCGAUUAUUUUUUUACAAAAGUUAUAUGGGCCAAUACCAAGGGUUUGGGGAAAAGGAGUGAUAGCAAAACAAGUAUGGGACUUAGUGGCGAGACUACAAAAGGAAAAAGCUACUUACGAAGAAUCCACCACUCAGUCAUCUUGCAUAGACCAAAUCCUCUUAAUAGACCGAUCAGUGGACCUAAUUACACCAAUGGCCACUCAACUAACAUACGAAGGUUUAAUUGAUGAAAUUUUCGGGAUAAACAAUGCCACAGCCAGUUUCCCCAUAGAUAACUUCUUAAGUAGCGAGGAACGAUCUACGGAGUCCCUUAACGAGGAUAAAAAGCAAAUUAUACUAAAUUCGGCUGAUAAACUAUUCUCAGACAUAAGGGACAAAAGUUUCAAUGCGGUCCCUAUUUAUUUAGCAAAACAGGCUAAAAGUAUCACGGCCCAAACCGAAAACACCCAAGGAAAAACCGUGCAGGAAAUGAAACUUUUCGUGCAUAGACUCCCGAUGAUUUUAGCGAAAAAGAAGCAAAUCGCGCAGCACACUUCUAUAGCGGAGUGUAUUAAGGAGCAUACUGAUCAGUACGACUUUUCAGACACUUUAAAGGCCGAACAGGAGUUUUUGAGUUGUUACGAAGUGGAUAAACCGAGUCCUUAUAUUGAAGAACUAUUAGCGCAAGGCAAACCGAUGAUUCAGGUUUUAAGGCUGAUUUGCUUGCAGUGUCUAUGCUCCUCUGGGCUCAAGCCUAAAGUUCUGGAAGGGUAUAAAAGGGAGUUAGUGCAGGUUUAUGGCCUAAAAGCGCUGCUAGCCAUAACCAAGUUGGAAAAAGUGGGUUUACUAAAGUUACAAUCCGGUACCAGACAAUACACUGUUCUAAGGAAGACGUUAAAAUUAGUGCUGGAGGACAGUUCUGAGAUAAAUCCCACCGAUAUUUGUUAUGUACAUAGCAUUUAUGCCCCCUUAAGUGUCAGACUGGCCGAACAAGUAACGAAAAACGGUGGAAGGAAGCAGUUACAUGACGUAUUGGGUCUUUUACCUGGCCCCACUUUAGACGAAUCUCCCGUUAUUGGCCCGAACGUGAUACAAAACUAUGACGGACCAAAGGUCGUGCUAGUCUUCUUUAUAGGAGGCUGCACAUUCGCCGAGAUAUCCGCCCUGCGAUUUCUAUCGAAAAAGGAGGAUUCCAAUGUGGAAUUCGUGAUUGCCACCACUAAACUGAUAAACGGAAACACAUUUUUAAAAUCGAUCAUAGAAUUUAAUUGAACGCGCCUUUUUUUUCUAGCUUGAAUUGUAUGUAUAGUUAAGAAACCAAAGCUUUAUUUAUUUAAAAA